Messenger RNA from Salarias fasciatus (jewelled blenny), 1796 nucleotides. RefSeq names its product alpha-1,3-mannosyl-glycoprotein 4-beta-N-acetylglucosaminyltransferase B-like. NCBI's taxonomy places the organism in Eukaryota, Metazoa, Chordata, Actinopteri, Blenniiformes, Blenniidae. The coding region runs from base 95 to 1642 and encodes 515 amino acids. Gene Ontology annotation, molecular function: acetylglucosaminyltransferase activity. Gene Ontology annotation, biological process: protein N-linked glycosylation. Gene Ontology annotation, cellular component: endoplasmic reticulum-Golgi intermediate compartment; Golgi stack; endoplasmic reticulum. The transcript is spliced from 15 exons. The record is from RefSeq and is a predicted model, not a curated record.
CCUCACCUGGAAAGACACCUGCCGUCGUCCGGGCGAGUCCGUCGGGACUGUGCGCGGCUGUGCGGGGUUGUGCGGGGCUGUGCGGGGACAUGAGAUGAGGCUGCACCCCGUCCGGUGCGGAGUGCUGCUGCUGGCUCUCGGCUGCUUCCUGUCGCUCACCUGGAUCUCCUCUCUGCCCGCCAAUGGAGGUCCUCCGGGGGUCUCAGACCUGCAGAUCCUGCAUCAGCGCCUGCUGGUGGCCGAGGAGCUGGGGGUCCGGGUCAGCCGGGACCUCAGCAUCAUCCAGGAGCAGAUGAGGAACUCCUCGUCCAACGGCUCGCACGUCGAGCCGGACUCAGAAAAGCAGCAGACGUUCCUCCAGUCCAACAUUUACCUCUACAUGCCUCACCUCCGGGAGCACCCGGGCAGCCUGGUACCGAACGUGGUGCUGGGACAGGGACGGCGAGGAGUGUCCAUAGUGCUGGGAAUCCCCACGGUGAAGCGGGAGAAGCAGAGCUACCUGUUGAACACCGUCAGCUCUCUGCUCUACAGCCUGACGGACCCUCAACGCAGCGAUCUGCUCAUCAUCGUGUUCGUGGCCGAGACCGACUCGGACUACGUGGCCGGCGUCGCCGACUCCAUCAGCAGGAGUUUUCCCCGGGAGGUGCAGUCUGGACUGCUGGAGGUCGUCUCCCCCUCAGCGCAUUACUACCCCGACUUCUCCACGCUCAGGGAAACCUUCGGCGACUCCAAGGACAGAGUCAAGUGGCGCACAAAACAGAACCUGGACUUCAGCUUCCUCAUGCUGUACGCUCAGGACAAAGGGACCUAUUAUGUUCAGCUGGAGGACGACGUGGUGGCGAAGGCCGACUACUACAGCAGCAUGAAGACGUACGCGAGCCAGGAGGAGUCCAAGCAGUGGCUCUUCCUGGAGUUCUCCCUGCUGGGGUUUAUAGGGAAGAUGUUCCGCACGCGUGACCUUCCCAUGAUCGCGGAGUUCUUCCUCAUGUUCCACAGGGACAAGCCCAUCGACUGGCUGCUGGAUCACAUCCUGUGGGUCAAAGUGUGCAACCCGGAGAGAGAUGUGAAAGACUGUGCCCGGCAGAAGGCGUCCAUGAAGCGGACGUACAAACCUUCCCUCUUCCAGCAUGUGGGCCUUCACUCCUCCCUGCCCGGGAAGGUGCAGCAACUCAAGGAUAAAGACUUUGGGAAGCAGACCCUGCACGUGCCUCACUCCAACCCUCCGGCCGCCGUCAGCAGCAGUCUGAAGCACUACCAGCAGCACAGCCUGCAGAGGCUCUACGCCGGGGACGACUUCUUCUGGGCGCUGACGCCCAUUCAGGGAGACCACGUGCUCAUCAGCUUCAGCCAGGACACACACGUCACCGGGUUUCUGUUCCGCAGUGGAAACAUCGAGACCAGCGGAGAUAAAUUCUACAACACGACUGUGGAAGUCCUGCCGAGCAACGCGGUGGCAAAAGAACAGAUCCCUUCGCGGUACAAACAGUCAGACGACGGCUUCAUCGUUAUCGGGGCGUUUGAGAACGGCGUGGCUGAAGGCCCGGUGGACGAGGCCCUGCUCCCCCUCUCCGCCCUGCGCCUGGUGGUUCACUCCGACUCCGACGUCUGGGCGCUGCUGAGCGAGGUGCACAUCAAGCUGUGAGGACUGGUGCCAGACAUCAGAGCCCCCCCUGCUGCACACAGGCUGCCACUGCAAUCACCUCCUCCUCCACACUGAGGCGCUAGACACUUUUUGUUUUUCUGUUUUGUUGUUUUUGAUAAAGUAAAAUUGUGUUCGGUAAAACCACUGUUUCCUU